This is a messenger RNA of Podarcis raffonei (Aeolian wall lizard), 1010 nucleotides long. RefSeq names its product vomeronasal type-2 receptor 26-like. Gene Ontology annotation, cellular component: membrane. Gene Ontology annotation, molecular function: G protein-coupled receptor activity. Lineage: Eukaryota; Metazoa; Chordata; Lepidosauria; Squamata; Lacertidae. The coding region runs from base 44 to 613 and encodes 189 amino acids. The record is from RefSeq and is a predicted model, not a curated record. The transcript has 2 exons. Gene Ontology annotation, biological process: G protein-coupled receptor signaling pathway.
CACAAAAGACUGAAACAAAACUGAGACUGUAUCCAAUGGAAACAUGGCAAGAUCCAACUUGAGGGGCUGUUUGGUCAUCAGGAUCCUAGUCGCAAUAGUGCUGCUGUUUGUAAUGUUUCCCUACACUGUCUGCAAGAAUCAGCCCAUCAGUUGCAUCCUAGAUGAUGAUCCUCUGCCUAUACCUCACAAAUAUUAUCAGCCGGGUGACUUUGUCAUUGGAGAGAUGGUUUCUCAGGUCUUCCUCUUUCAUGACAGUCCCUCAUUCACAGACGUGCCCACACAGAUGUCCAUUGGCGAACCUGCGUCCGUUCCUAAGAACUACCAGCACAUCCUGGCUUUGCUGCUUGCUGUCAAAGAGAUCAAUGAGAACCCCCAAAUCCUACCCAACAUCUCUUUGGGCUUCCACAUCCUCAAUGGCUACUAUGUGGCAAGGACGACAUACAAAGCCAGCCUGAGCCUCCUUUCCACACAACACAGGUUUGUUCCCAACUACAAGUGUGAUACUCAGAGUAAACUGAUAGCUGUCAUUGGUGGACUUGCUACUGAAACCUCUGCCAACAUGGCUAGCAUUUUUGCCACCUACAAGAUCCCACAGGUGAGACAUAUUCAUUGAUGCAUGGGCAUUUUCCAACAAUGGCUCAUAUUUUUAUGCUUUUUUAAUCCAUACAACAAAACCCUCCUUCCUUUCAGCUCACAUAUGGAUCAUUUACCCCAGUGCAGGAUGACAAAACAUUGUUUUCUUCCUUAUAUCAGAUGGUCCCAAAGGAAGCCCACCAGUACAUUGGGGUAGUCCGGCUCCUUCACCAUUUCAGAUGGACAUGGAUUGGGCUCUUUGCUGUGGAUGAUGACAAUGGGGACAGGUUUUUGCACACAGUGGUUCCAUUGCUUGAUCAGAAUGGCAUCUGCUAUGCCUUCAUACUACGGACAGCAAAGAGGACAUUUAUGGAAGAGCUGAUAAACAUGGUAUUAGCACAACUGGGAAAAUAUCCACUUCUUCAAGAUAGAAAAGU